UGUGGAGCAUACACCUACGUGAAUACCUAGAUAGGUAGGUAUAUUCUUCAACCCCUGGAAUGGCACAGGUGAAUACUUAUAUAUUGCGCAAGAUGGCACUCCAACGUUUCCUCAGACUCAGUUUUAUCCAUAUCCAAGAACCAAUUGUCGCACACACAUAAUAUGGCAGCCGAAUCAUACGACUUUGUUAUAAUAGGGGGUGGAACAGCCGGGCUUACCGUUGCGACUCGGCUUUCAGAAGAUCCUAAUAAGAGUAUUCUUGUGAUCGAGGCUGGAUCUAAUCACAGCAAAGACCCACGAGUUAAGACACCAGCCCUCUUUGGAACUAUGAUGAAUACCGACCUUCAUUGGGGCUUUCAAACAAAGGCUCAGGCAAACAUGAAUCUUAGAAGGAUGAACAUGAGUCAAGGCAGAAUUCUCGGUGGUUCGAGUGCAGUGAACGCAGAAAUCUUUCUUCCUCCUACUAAGAAACUAAUCGACUCCUGGGCUUCGCUCGGAAACGACGGCUGGGACUGGGACGGUCUUGGCCAGUAUUACGCCAAAACAUUUACCUCACCACAGAUACCAGAGACCUUAGAACGGAGUCUAGGCAUUGACAGGUGGGCCAUCAAGAAUGACAUCUCCAAGGGGCCGCUUGAACUCUCCUUCCCCGGUAAUCCAAGCCAUCCUAUUCGCAAAGCUUGGGCGGAGACAUUCAGGAACAUGGGAUAUCUUAUGGCAAAUAAUCCCUUUGUAGACCCAUCGAUUGGAGUCGGCGCCUUUAGUAACCUCGCAAACAUAGAUCCAGUGAAAAAGGAAAGAAGCCAUGCCGCCAACGCAUACUACGACCCAAUAAAAAGUCGGAAGAAUCUCCACGUCGUGACCGGUGCUUUGGCUGAAAGGGUUCUUUUUCGGGAACGCUCAACAACAGCCAUAGGGGUCCAAUAUCGCCAUGGUACCGAAGCGAAGAUCGCGAAGGCUCGCAAGGAGGUCAUCCUUGCGGCCGGUGCUCUGCAAACACCUAAAAUACUAGAACUUUCCGGCGUCGGCAACGCAGAUGUCCUCAACCGACACGGUAUCGAGGUUGUGAAGAACAUAGAGAGUGUCGGAGAAAACUUCCAAGACCAUCUGCUUUGCGGCAUGGUAUUUGAGGCAAACGAUGACAUAGAAACUCUUGACGUCCUUUUCGAGCCCAAGGACUUAGAACAGGCCAUGAACGAGUACGCGAGAAGCCGCACUGGCCCGCUCUCAACCUGUGGCAUCCAUACGUGUGCCUAUAUGCCAGUGACCAAGCACCAGUCUGAGGCUGGUCAAAAGUCGUUGAAAGAGCUGCUGCAAAAGAACCGUCCUCCCGUGGAAACGCCUUCGGAUCAUAGCCAAGCUCGAGCUGCGGCAUAUUACGAAAUAGCGGAGAAGACCUUGCUAGAUCCCAAAGCGCCAUCGGCUGCUUAUAUCACAAGUCUCGUGCAAGGCGGUUUCGCGCCCGACCCUCUCACCGGAAAGCCACCGCCGCCCGUGUCAGGCAGGUACAUCGAGUUCAUCACCAUACUAGCGCAGCCGCUCUCGAGGGGAAGUGUCCAUAUCGCGUCCCAGGACAUUUCAGAGGAUCCCGUUAUCGACCCCAAGUACCUAACGAACCCCGUGGACCUCGAUAUCUUCGCGGAGCACGUACUUUCUCUCCCCGCUCUCGCCGCGUCGCAGCCCCUCACGAACUUACUCAAACAGCCGCUAAGGAUAUCCCCUUCGUCAGCUACCUUCGCCGACUUGGAUGCCGCGAAAGAGUAUAUUAGGGGCCGGUCUAUCUCGAUGUGGCACCCCGCGGGGACGUGCGCGAUGCUUCCGGAGAGCAAGGGAGGGGUCGUCGAUACCAGGUUGAAGGUUUACGGUAUCGAAAAUCUCCGCGUUGUCGAUGCUAGCAUCGUUCCCCUACUCCCCCCUGGAAACCUGCAGUCAACGGUGUAUGCGGUUGCGGAAAAGGCCGCCGAUCUGAUAAAGAGCGAACAUGGGAUGAACCAAGUCAAUUGAACGCCGAAGUUUCAUGUAUAUUCUAGUUGUUAUAUAGGGAUUCAGUUAUACAGAAUAAGAAAUAGACAGG
Molecule: messenger RNA, 2074 nt
Organism: Annulohypoxylon truncatum
Lineage: Eukaryota; Fungi; Ascomycota; Sordariomycetes; Xylariales; Hypoxylaceae
Product: putative GMC oxidoreductase
Exons: 3
Coding region: 163-2004 (613 amino acids)
Molecular function (GO): oxidoreductase activity, acting on CH-OH group of donors; flavin adenine dinucleotide binding
Source: RefSeq, a predicted model, not a curated record